AUGGCGGUGGAUAAUUGGACCAUAAAUCUAGAAUGCGAUGGGAAAGCUGAAGGACAUAAACAUGUGCAAAGGGAAAUGGAUAGAGAUGAGAUAUGCUUUUUCGACUUGAUUGAUCUAAUCGAGGGUUCUGGGUACACAUCAGUUGACUAUUUAUACUAUAAGAGAAAAGAUAGCUUGGUUGUAAUACAACAAGAUUCUGAUGUGAUGGAAAUGCUCAACGAGUGUGAGAGCGAAAAGACGGUUAAUCUGUUUGUGACGAGGCAGAGACUGGCCACUUUAGCGCCUACCAAGUCCAACAAAGAACCAUCCAAAUCUAAACCCAAAAAAAAUAAAGGAAGAGGAGGUACAAAGAAAAAGAAAGGAUUAAAUGUAAUGCAUACUGAAGCACUAUAUGCUAACGAGGUUGAGCAGCAUGAUGAUGAGAACCAGAACACAUCAGGUGAUGGCGAUGAAGUACCUGGUAAACGAAAGGGGACCGUUUUAACACAUGUUUGGGAUCUACUUGGAGGAGAUCGGAUAGUAGUAAGAUGUAAUAUGCUUAGACAACCCAUUGGAAAAGAAGGUGGCCUUUUAGGACAAUUUUUAGGCACCAUAGCAAGAAAUGGUGGUUACUGUCCUGUUGGUGCCAAAGAUUGGAGAGAAGUUAAGAAAAACUAUGCAAAAACCAUAAUUCAAUUUAUCCAGACAAAGUUCUUAUAUCCUCAUUCAUGUGAGAAAUGGAUAUUGAAAUCAAUUGGAAGAGAUUGGAGAAAAUACAAGGCAACAUUAAAAAAGUCACUAUUUAAUCCAAAGAAGAAAAAGUCUGUUUUGAACAAGCGUUGUCCAGAUGAUAUCGAUGAAGAUCAAUGGAAGGCCCUAGUAAAAUAUUGGAAGUCCAGCGAAGGACAAACCCUAAGUGAGAAGAACAAAAUAAGUUGUCAAAUGAAGAAGACAACACACACAGCCGGUACAAAGAGUUAUGCUCGUUGGUCUGAGGACAUGGUUGAACUGAAAAAUCUCCUAGACACACAACCAGAGUUAGCACAAAAUUGUGAGGGAGGAGUUGCAUGGGAAGGUGAUGCAUUACAUAGGGUGUUGGGAGAAGAGAAAGCUGGACAAGUGCACGGCAUGGGAUUGCUUCCCGUUCCUAAACAAGUUUAUGGUCGAAGAACACACCAUUUUAAGGACAUUAAUAUAGUUUCACUAGAUGGCUCAUCAUCUGAUGUAGAGACUCACAUGUUGGAGGAAAUAAGGCAACUCAAAGAGCAUUCUAGAAUGCAAGACAAAGUUAUUGAAGAACUAAAAAACAAUCAAAGGCACCAUGAGAACCAAGAAGCAACAAUGGGAAAUUGUGCUAGGAGUGAUCAUAACAAUUCUCAGAAUCAAGCGGUGCUUUCUAAAAGAAAGAGAGUUCACUGUGUUGCACCAAACCAGAAUGAUGGAUUCCUUGAACACAGGGAUGAAUUGAAUAAAGAAACAUGUGAGUCUGAAUAUAGUGAUGAUGACAGUCUACUUUUAUCCACCAUAAGUAAAACAACAAAGAAACAAAAGGGUCAUCAUGGAGGGCCUGGAGAGACUACGACCAUUGCACACCAGGAGGUGGCUCAUGACAAGGUUACAUGCAACAAGCGUCAAGCACCUAAACAACUUCCUGUAAUGAAGGUUGGGUCUAUGGUGCUACUAAUGACUUCAAAAUAUCCUAAUAAGGCUAAUGUGGCCUAUGCAACUCUCUUGAGCACUGAUCCAGAAGCCAUUGUUGGUGGAGUUAAGACAGGAAGUCAAUUCUACAAAGUGCGUAUCGAUCAUGCUAUAGCAAAAGAUGAGCCAUUAGUGAGGCCUAGGCCUGGGUGCAACAAUAUUAGUGAUGCUCAAGCCAAAGGAGUCUCAAUUGCUUGGCCUUCGAUGUCUGUUCAAAUGAUUAAUGGUUGA
Miscanthus lutarioriparius is the source of this 1908-nucleotide messenger RNA. Lineage: Eukaryota; Viridiplantae; Streptophyta; Magnoliopsida; Poales; Poaceae. The record is from the annotation of a GenBank genome assembly.